Molecule: messenger RNA, 600 nt
Organism: Bombyx mandarina (wild silkworm)
Lineage: Eukaryota; Metazoa; Arthropoda; Insecta; Lepidoptera; Bombycidae
Source: RefSeq, a predicted model, not a curated record
AUGUUUACUCAGCUUGUAAUCCUGCUAGUGAUGCUUGAUCUACCCGACGUCUUUAAUUCGCCGUUACAGAGGACCACGGACACAAAGAGUCUUAAGCACCCCGUCAUACUAACUCAUGAGCCGACACACAUUCAACACAUACACAUACUACCGUCGAAAUAUCCUAGAAAGAAAAAAGCGCCAAACUUGACCGUAAUUCCCUUAACCCAUCAGCUAUACGUUCCCGCAAAAUUCCACGUUUUACCACCCCAGUCGAACGUGCAAAGCUCAGUACACACGAGUGUCAAUCACAUAGUCAGUAACAAUGUCAGGAUUCCGGUCGUGACGCAAACCGUGGCGCACAGUAGCAACAUUACCCAUUCCCCCUCCCUGAUCCUGAUUCCCAUCCAACACAAUCUCGUGCCUGUCCAUGAUCUAACCGUUCUUCCGUUGCAAAGAACGGUGCAGAACGAGAAGACUGGACAUUACAGGACAGUGGAAAACAAGAGCGAAGAAGAUGAGGAGCCGAAUCGUUAUAGAACUUUUUACGGUGGUUAUGGGGCGGGCCUGUUCUUCGGAGGACACGGCGCUGGCCACGGCUUUUAUUCUUAUGGAAAGUAA